This is a messenger RNA of Aspergillus niger, 189 nucleotides long. RefSeq lists its product as uncharacterized. Bases 1 to 189 code for a protein of 62 amino acids. The transcript is spliced from 2 exons. NCBI's taxonomy places the organism in Eukaryota, Fungi, Ascomycota, Eurotiomycetes, Eurotiales, Aspergillaceae. The record is from RefSeq and is a predicted model, not a curated record.
AUGGAGAGAAGCAACAGAACAAGUCAAGAACGAAAGAAACAAGAAGCGAAACGAAAAAACGACACUUUGCCGUGGCGGGCCUCAGAUACUCUAGAACAUCAUUCAUCUACAUUCUAUAUCUUUUGUAACAUUGACUAUAUCGACAAUCCCAUCGAUCAAGAUCUGACUAUAUCUUCUCCUUUCAUCUGA